CUUUCUUGAAGUAUCUUAACGCCUCUAUUCAUCGACGCUUGCGAUGGCAGACAACAAGAACCUCGAGGAUAAAGUUGCAUCUCCUCACGAGACUGAAGACCCGGCAGUAAGUGAACAGUCGACGGCUACUGCAGCUACUACACAAGUAACGCAGGGGACCACGGGUAUGCUUCCGGCCCAACACUGGCUUGAAGCAGCAGAAGAGAAUAACGAGGUCGGGAAUCCGGGGGAUGAUGACGCAGACUCGGCUGUAGAAGAUACUGCAAGCUCGACGGCGUCCAUAUCAUCCUCCAUCAUCGACUACAGAACCAUCAACGGCAGGAGGUACCACUCCGAGACGAGCAGCAACACCCAGUACUGGGCAGCCAACGACGAGAGACAGAAUGAGUCGCUCGACAUCAUCCAUCACCUGCUGACCCUCUCCCUCGGUGGCAAACUCUUCCUAGCACCGCUCGACAAGAAGACCGUGGGCAGGGUCCUCGACAUUGGGACCGGCACCGGCAUCUGGGCCAUCGAUUUUGCCGACGAGAACCCCCAGGCCGAGGUGAUCGGCACGGAUAUAUCCCCCAUCCAACCCUCGUGGGUGCCACCGAACCUCAAGUUCGAGAUUGAGGACUUUACCCAGGCGUGGACCUUCCCCCCCAAAUCCUUCGACUACGUCCACAUGCGGUACCUCUACGGGAGUGUUCCGGACUGGCACGCGCUGUUCAGGGAGGCGUACAGGGUGUGUCGGCCCGGUGGGUGGGUCGAGAGCUUUGAGGCGUCGCCCAUGAUCUACAGCGACGACGGCACGGUUGGCGAUACGAGCGCCCUGGCCGAGUGGGGCAAGUUCUUCCUCGAGGGUGGGAAGAAACUCGGACGCACGUUUACGCCGCUCGAUGAUGACCUGCAGGAGAAGGGAAUGGAGGAGGCUGGAUUUGUGGACAUGCAGGUGCGCAAGCAGAAGGUGCCGAUCGGGGGCUGGGCGGCAGACAAGAAGCUUAGGGAGAUAGGCCGGUUCUCGCAGCUGUCGCUGGAUUCGGACUUGGAGGGCUACGUGUUGUACAUGGCCAAUUUGUUGCUUGGAUGGGGGAGAGACGAGGUGACUGUGUACUGCGCACAGUUCCGCCGUGAGAUGCGGUCGGGGAAUUAUCAUCCCUAUUAUAACCAGAGGGUUGUCUGGGCUAGGAAGCCCGACAUUUCUUGA
Molecule: messenger RNA, 1186 nt
Organism: Phialemonium atrogriseum
Lineage: Eukaryota; Fungi; Ascomycota; Sordariomycetes; Cephalothecales; Cephalothecaceae
Product: S-adenosyl-L-methionine-dependent methyltransferase
Exons: 2
Coding region: 44-1186 (380 amino acids)
Molecular function (GO): methyltransferase activity
Source: RefSeq, a predicted model, not a curated record